This is a messenger RNA of Arabidopsis arenosa, 3100 nucleotides long. NCBI's taxonomy places the organism in Eukaryota, Viridiplantae, Streptophyta, Magnoliopsida, Brassicales, Brassicaceae. The record is from the annotation of a GenBank genome assembly.
CUUCUCAUCUCUUUCUGUUCUUUAUUAUCAGCUCCCUUCAAGGACUUAUCACGUUUCCAGUUCAACAAUGGAAGGUCUUCGAGAAUGUGAGCGUCUCUUCGUCAAUAAGGACCUCGUCGAUGCUUCUGUCAAAAUUUCCGGUAAAGAUACAUCAGCCAGUUCCAAUGUCAAAAGGAAAGUUGAAACUCUCUUCUGUGUUAUGAGAAAGAGAACUUGUAGGCACAACUCUGUCGAUGAUGAUGAUAUGUUUCCGGAUUUAGAUAAUAAUGUAGAGAUAGGUGAUGGUGAUGAGGAUAUACGAAAUUGUCUGAGACCUGAAAGUGACUUCUGGUUUGAAAAUCUUAUGGAUAAUCCUUACGAUCCUCUGGAUGAGGGUUCCAUUGUAGACGACAGUGGGAGUGACACAGACAUAUCUGAAUCUUCAGAGUUUGAUGUUAUAUCAGAACAUGUUCUAGAAGACAAUGAUUUGAUAACCGGAUCGAAAUCUUUGGCUAUAUGGUCCAGUGAGGAUAAGGGAACUCUGGUUAGUAAGUGGUCUUUAGAAACUCGGAAUUCUAUGUUGUUGCUAUCUACUGAUGAGAAUGAUGUAAGGUCUAAAGAAGAUGAGGUGUUAUCAUCUGUUUCUGCAUCCCCAAAGGAAUUACAGCAUAUCACUGAUCCCCAAAUUUUCUCUGGACAUAGCAACGACAAAUUUCUCUUCCAUUCAGAACGGAAACAAGAUCAAAUGUCCUGUAUCCCUGGGCUUUGUGGAGAUAUUUUGAGGUGUAGUGUCAGCAAAGAAGAUCCAGAAAUCCCAUGCAAUUCUGAUAUCUUCGAGAAUGAUUGCGACAAAUCAUCUGCAAUUGAAGUUAGAUGUGGAGAUGUUGUCAACAUGCAGGGGUCUAUGGAGAUAAUGUGCAUUAAUGAUGAGCUUACACUGUGGAAUAAAGACGAUGAACCAAUACCGAUCAGCAUUGUUCCUCCUGAUGGUUGGGAAAGCGCAUUGCUAGAAACAUGUUCACUUCAUCAGAUCGACAGAUGUAGAAAUGAAUACAACGUUCAUGAUGAUAAUAUUGGUCUUGAAAUCUCUCCAAUACCUUUAACAAAAACUCUUGAAAGACCUAGUAGGCCAUGGUCAGUUUGUGGCUCUAUAGCUGCAGUCAGAAACUUACCUCUAAUGGAAGAUAACUCAGGUGCUUGUAGUUCUUUGGAUGAACAAGUAUAUGCAAAUGCUAAUAACUCUGAGGACAGGGACGCAGAACUUGCUCAAACCCCAUCAACUCUAUAUCAGGAAGAAGUGGAUGGAGAAGAUGAGAUUGACAUUGAUGCAAUGAUCCGCAAAUUGAAUCUAGUCCCAGAUGAUUCAGAUUCAUGCUUCAACAGGGAAGAAUGGAACAUGUCUAAGCACCCAAGACACGCCUUAAUUGGAUUGGAACACUGCACAAGAACUUCACUGCAAAGAGCAAAUAUGUUUCAUGGGGCAAUUGCCAUUCUGCAUUGUCGUGAUUCAAAGCAUUUUGUCAGAAAACGCGAGGUAAUUAUUGGGAGAUCAUCUGAUGGCCUGAAUGUGGACAUUGACUUGGGUAAAUAUAAUUAUGGGAGUAAGAUAUCUCGGCGUCAGGCAUUGGUGAAGCUAGAGAACAACGGAUCAUUCUCUCUAAAGAACCUUGGAAAGCGACAUAUCCUUGUAAAUGGAGAAAAAAUCGUUACAGGACAGAUUGCAACCCUCACCUCGUGUAGUUCAAUCGAUAUUAGAGGAAUAACCUUUGUGUUCAAGAUUAACAAAGAAGCAGUAGGACAAUUCUUGAAGAACAACACACAGAGGAAGACCGAGGACAACAGUAAAUUCAGAUGAGUGAGGAGGAUGAAGCUAGGAAGCCAAGGACUUGAGGUAUCGGCGCAAGGCCUUGGUUGCAUGGGACUCACCGGUCAUUACGGUGCUUCUAAGCCUGAAACUGACGCCAUCGCUGUCAUCCACCACGCUAUUCACUCCGGCGUUACUUUCCUUGACACCUCUGACAUUUAUGGUCCUGAAACUAAUGAAAUUCUCCUCGGAAAGGCUCUGAAGGAUGGUGUGAGGGAGAAAGUAGAGCUUGCGACCAAAUUUGGAAUAAGCUAUGCAGAGGGAAAGAGAGAGAUUAAGGGAGAUCCUGCCUAUGUUAGAGCUGCUUGUGAGGCGAGUUUAAAGAGGCUAGAUGUAUCCUGUAUUGAUCUUUAUUAUCAGCAUCGGAUCGAUACUCGUGUCCCUAUCGAAAUCACUGUAAGCCUCCUCUUACUUUCAAAUGAAAUGGACGUUACUUAUACUUCAGGUGGUCUUGAGUUUAUAUCAGUGAGCUUCACAUCUUUGGCUUGUUCGAUUGCCAUACUUCCUGACCUAGCUGUUUUGCUGAACUUAACAAAUGUUUUGUCUGUCAAUUCCAAGAUGGGAGAACUAAAGAAGCUGGUUGCAGAGGGUAAAAUAAAGUAUAUCGGUUUGUCUGAGGCCUCUGCCUCGACUAUCAGAAGAGCGCAUGCUGUUCAACCAAUUACUGCCGUGCAGUUAGAAUGGUCCUUGUGGACGAGAGACGUGGAAGAAGAAAUCGUCCCAACCUGCAGGGAACUUGGGAUUGGGAUUGUUUCUUACAGUCCUCUAGGACGAGGUUUCUUUGCAUCAGGACCCAAGCUUGUUGAUAACCUAGACAAUAAUGACUUCAGAAAGGCAAACCACAACAAGAUUCUCUAUGAGAAGGUUUGCACAAUGUCAGAGAAGAAAGGAUGCACUCCAGGACAACUAGCCCUCGCAUGGGUUCACCACCAAGGAGAUGAUGUUUGCCCCAUCCCAGGAACAACGAAGAUCGAAAACCUCAACCAGAACAUUGGAGCCUUAUCAGUGAAACUCACUCCAGAAGAGAUGUCUGAGCUCGAGACCAUUACCCAACCAGAGUCUGUGAAAGGAGAAAGAUGCAUGGCCACAGUGCCAACCUUCAAAAACUCUGACACUCCACCGUUGUCUUCUUGGAAUGCUGAGUAAAACUGUCUCAGAGUUUUCUCUGGCCAAACCGAUUGUUUAAAGAGUUUAAAAGUGGUUCUGGACAAAGGAUGAUUUAUGACUUUAUGUAUAGAAUACAUUAUUUUCUACCCA